Messenger RNA from Phycodurus eques (leafy seadragon), 3558 nucleotides. RefSeq names its product U8 snoRNA-decapping enzyme. NCBI's taxonomy places the organism in Eukaryota, Metazoa, Chordata, Actinopteri, Syngnathiformes, Syngnathidae. The coding region runs from base 1233 to 1886 and encodes 217 amino acids. Gene Ontology annotation, molecular function: snoRNA binding; phosphodiesterase decapping endonuclease activity. The record is from RefSeq and is a predicted model, not a curated record. Gene Ontology annotation, cellular component: nucleus. Gene Ontology annotation, biological process: mRNA catabolic process; sno(s)RNA catabolic process. The transcript is spliced from 4 exons.
GUAUUGCGCUAACAGUGAGGUUUUUCUACCUGCUUUAUAUAUUCUUGUUGAAAUUGAAAACUUUACGCCGCUUAUGCAUAGUCACCCACUCAACCAGUUCAGUGUGUUCUGCUUGGUGUUCAUGGCGUAAUUGUUGUUUGCUGUUUCUGUGUUUAAAUGCGAUCAAAAAACUGUCAAACCUUGUUGAUUUGGCGUUACUGUCUGUUUAAUGUGAACUCGUUCUACAUGCUGUGACAUUAACCUUUUUUUUUUUGUAUGUUUUUUUUGUCAUUGUGGCAAUGACAGAUUGCAUAUAAUCACGAUUAGCUUCCUGUCUACUAGUGCUCUGUGACAUUUAGUGAUUUACUUAAAUAUUUUUGUGUCCAACGUUAAUAUGUAUUCCUCUGAAUUGUAAAAUAUGCUUUCUACUAUUAACUCGUCAUACAAUAUUAUUUAGAUGUUGUUUGACUUUUAAGUAAUAUUGUUCCAGCAAACAGUUCGAAGUGACUUUUGGGUGACUUGACUGUUGAGCGUUCACUCCAGUAAAACUAUAUCCUGCCUCCUUUUUGUUUUUGAAAUAAUGAUUAUAUUGUCUGAAUUUUACUAACAACUAUACUUAUUCAGUGUGAGAUCUCAUCCUGUUUCGCUGAACAAAAAGCAAUUAUUCUGCUGUAAGAAUGGCAACGAGUGGAUACACAGGUUAAUUGUCAUUUUUGUCGAGUGGAUGAAAUUUUAACCGUUCUACCUGUCUAUAUAUCGCAGGCUUAGAUAAAUGAGCAAUGAUAUGUUACUUGCAUCCUUCCAUCCAUCCAUUUUCUGUACCGCUUUAUCCUCACAAGGGUCGCGGGCGUGCUGGAACCUAUCCCAGCUACCUUCGGGCGAGAGGCGGGGUACACCCUGAACUGGUGGCCAGGCAAUCGCAGGGCACAUAUAAACAAACAGCUAUUCGUGCACACAUUCACACCUAAGGGCAAUUUAGAGUCCUCAAUCAACCUACCAUGCAUGUUUUUGGGAUGUGGGAGGAAACCGGCGUACCGGAGGAAUCCCACGCAGGCACGGGGAGAACAUGCAAACUCCACACAGGCGGUGCUGGGAUUUGAACCAUGGUCCUCAGAACUGUGAGGCAGAUAUGCUAAUCAGUCGUUCACCGUGCCGCCUCGUUAUUUGCAGCAGAUAUAAAUUCUUUAUCAAUUACUUUGACAAGUGGGUCAUAUUGUUUUACAGUACACUGUGUUUUGCUUGUGUACUCGUAGAUGGCGAAUGCACAGCUCUCAAGGGCUGAGGCGUUGGCCUGCUCAGGCUGCAGACACGCAUGUCAUGUGAUGCUCUACUCUGACACCAAAAGUCAGCUUUUUGGGAGAACUCCCAUCAAACAUAUCAUACUGAUGCAGAUGCGCUUUGACGGUCUGCUGGGUUUCCCUGGCGGGUUUGUUAAUCAAUCACAGGAGCGCUUGGAGGCGGGGCUUUGUAGGGAGUUACAGGAGGAGUUGGGUGUGACUCUUUCUAUAUCUGAAGACGAUCAUGCGGAUGCUCGCUAUGCCACUGGAACCAACUCGUCCCCCCGUCUCAUCACUCACUUCUAUGUGAAGAAGCUAAAGGAGGAGCAGAUUAAGGAGGUGGAGCAAGCAUCUGCCUCCACAGCAAAAGAUCAUGGCCAGGAGGUCUUGGGGAUGGUCCGAGUCCCCCUCUACACUACAAAAGGCGGGGGUGGCCUCUCAUCGUUCCUGUCGCAUGCGUUCAUCGGGAGUGCUCGCACCCAGCUGGUCGACUCUCUGCUGCGCCUCCACCUGCUUGCCCCCGAGGACCUGCACAAAGCCCUCAAGCACUCAUUGAAGACGCAUGCACUUGGUGCAGUGGACCUGCAAGCAGCACUUGCGCUGACUGAGGCCAAGAGGGAUCACUCUUGAAUAAUGGUUACUCAAGCACACACAUGGGUACAGUCACAAUAUGGGUCAACAAUAGUAACAGUUUCUCAACACCAAACUCAUCCUGACACACAAAAGGGCCUUACCUGAAUUGUUCCAACAAAGCAGGUAGCAAACAGGUGCAUCUCAGAAAAUUGGAAUAUUUUGGAAAAUGUUAUGUAUUUCAGUAUUUCACUUCAAAAAUUAAAAUUAAAUUAAUUAUUGUACUAUAGUAAAACAUUCACUACCCAAAGAGUGAAAUACAUAUUUUCUAUUCUUUUUCAUAAUUUUGGUGAUUAUAGCUUACAGUGAACAAAAACCCCAAAUUUGUCAUCUCCACUAAUUAUAAUAUUACAUAAGAAACUAAAUUAUUUUUAGUUAAAGAAUAUAUAUACAUAUAUAUUCUAAAGUCCUAAAAAAUAUUUUCCUGUGUUAAAUGAAUCUAUAUAAUAGCGUCACUUUUUGAAUUGCACUAUUGGAAUAAAGGAACUGUCUAUGAUAUCCUAAUUUAUUGAAAUGCACCUGUAGAGUUGUCCAAAAUGUCUUGGUAAUGUGUAGAAAUAAAAUUAAAUGUGAAUUAAGGAGUCUAGAAAAAUCCCCCGUUAUUCAUAAGUUGAUCGUGAGGUGCGUCUAUAUAGUGUACAUUAGCGGUCACCAAUAAGUAGCCCCCAAGGACCACAUGAGUAGGCCUGUUCAAAAAUAGAUUACCAGUGAGAUGUGUUAAUUUUUUUGUGGCUAUUCUUUUACAAAUCACACUUGCAUUGAUGUAAAUUUGGAAAUUACAGUCUUUAAAAAAUAUAUGCCUUAGUUCAAACGUCAGUAUUGUCGCUCAUGUCCAAACCUUAGGGUUCUGAAAACAAGCACCAGGGUGCAUAAAAAAUGAGGAUAUGAUUUAUACCCAAAUAAUUUGUUUCAAAUUUGUUAUUACAGAAACAUUUAUCAAACUGGGAGCCCUUCACAUUGAUCAGUACUCGAAAAUUAGCCCUUAGUUUUAAAAAGAUGACCCCUGGUAUACACCUGUCCAAAGAACAUCUGAAUAUGGUAGAUGAUGAUUUAUUUUCAUUACUUGUUGUUCUCUUUUGUAAGUGGCAUUUUUUCCCAUCAUAAAAAAAAUAAUAAGGUGGUACAGUUGAGUUCGUUUCAUACUGGGACGAUUUGGUACACCCUUAUUUUGAUACCAUAUGAGUUGGCUUGGCUUCUUCGGUGUUGACCACGUGUUUCCCUCUGAACAAAUGCACAUACACUCGUGUCCAUCUGUAGGGGGAGGGCUUGAGCAAAAAUACAAAACAUUUACAAUCAUGUACUCUUCCUGUGCUCAAUAAAAGUCUGCAGUACAACAUCGAUCAGAGAUUGUAAACACUUUGUUUUUUAAUUAUACCAUUACUUAACUUUGUGGUAUCUUUAAAAUGACACAAUAAGAACAUUUUUCACCAUUUAAACCGUUUUCAGGUGCCUUAAUAAAAUGUCUCUGGCAUUCUUCUCGCAAAAUAUAUAAAGUAUAAAGAAUGGUAGCACAUCUACUUAGAUCACUGGUUGAUAUCACUCUGUUUUGGAAAGCGGCAGCUUAUUCUCAUGAAAAUGAGACAUUGUGCUUACCUCCAACACAAUACCGAGUCGAGUAUGGCUUUCACUGGGCAGGCGGCUACUUGUCCUCAAACAGUCACAAACACAUUUG